AGUUACCAGACAUAAGCGAAACAAUAACAGUUGCUGGUGACUUUCUAUCCGAAACCUUCACCGGCAACUUGAGCCUCCGGGCGCGUAUCUAAGCGCGUAAAGACCGUUCCGCGUUCAUCGGGGGGGGAAACAACGCGCUGCACUUUUAAUCAGAUUAGGAGCCUUUAAUUUUCAACCCUGCUUUUUUUGUGCUUGUGUUGCCUACAGUAGCGGCGCAGGAGUGGCCACAGCCAAAAGCAGCGAUUCAGAUCAGAUUUCACCUCAACCAGCUGGGAGAGACACCGAGAGAGAGAGAGAGAGAGGGAGAGGGAGAGGGAGAGGGAGAGAGAGAGAGAGAAAGAGAGAGAGCUGGGAGAGGGUUUGUCAGUCUCCCUCCUCCCAAAUCCAGAAAAGCUUACCAAGGAAGAAGGAGGAGUGCCGGGGCUGAGAGAGAGAGACGCAGAGGAAUCCAGAGGAAUUUCCGAGGAUAUUUUUUAUUUUUUUACCCUUCUUGAUAUUUAAAUUAAAUAAUAACAAUAAUAAAAAAAGUUGGAGGCAAAGGCAGCGGGGACCGCGAUCGAGGAUGGACGAGCAGCCGCGGUUGAUGCACUCCCACGGGGUAGGCAUGGCCGGACACCCCGGCCUGGCGCAGCAUAUGCAGGAUGGCACGGCGGGGACGGACGGGGACGGAAGGAAGCAGGACAUCGGAGACAUAUUACAGCAAAUAAUGACUAUCACAGACCAAAGCUUAGACGAAGCGCAGGCGAGGAAACAUGCACUGAACUGCCACAGAAUGAAACCUGCCCUCUUCAACGUCUUGUGUGAAAUAAAGGAGAAAACAGUGCUCAGUAUCCGAGGCGCCCAGGAGGAGGAGCCUCCAGAUCCACAGCUGAUGCGACUGGACAACAUGCUGCUGGCGGAGGGCGUGGCUGGCCCGGAGAAAGGUGGAGGGGCGGCAGCCGCAGCAGCUGCCGCGGCGGCCGCUGGUGGCGUCGGCGCCGAUAACUCAGCAGAACACUCCGACUAUCGGGCCAAGCUGUCGCAGAUCCGACAAAUUUACCACACAGAGCUGGAGAAGUACGAACAGGCGUGCAAUGAGUUCACCACCCAUGUGAUGAACCUGCUGAGGGAGCAGUCUCGAACACGACCCAUCUCGCCCAAAGAGAUCGAGCGCAUGGUCAGCAUCAUUCACCGCAAGUUCAGCUCCAUCCAGAUGCAGCUGAAGCAGAGCACCUGCGAGGCUGUCAUGAUCCUGCGCUCACGCUUCCUCGAUGCCAGACGAAAGAGGAGGAACUUCAACAAACAGGCGACAGAGAUCCUGAAUGAGUACUUCUACUCCCAUCUCAGUAACCCCUACCCCAGCGAGGAGGCCAAAGAGGAGCUGGCCAAAAAAUGCAGCAUCACAGUGUCACAGGUGUCGAACUGGUUCGGUAACAAGAGAAUCCGAUACAAGAAAAACAUCGGCAAAUUCCAGGAAGAGGCCAACAUGUACGCAGCCAGGACCGCGGUCAGCGCAACCAGUGUGUCUGCCCAAGGCAGCCAGGCAAACUCGCCAUCAACUCCCAACUCAGCAGGUUCUGCUGGCUCUUUUAACAUGUCAAACUCCGGAGACUUGUUCAUGAGUGUGCAGUCCCUCAAUGGGGACUCGUACCAAGGGGGGCAGGUUGGGGCCAACAUACAAUCCCAGGUGGAUACCCUUCGCCAUGUUAUCAGCCAGACCGGCGGAUACAGUGACAGCCUCGCAGCCAGCCAGAUGUACAGUCCACAGGGCAUCAACACAAAUGGCGGCUGGCAAGAUGCUCCGACUCCUUCGUCAGUGACAUCGCCCACAGAAGGACCCGGGAGCGUUCAUUCGGAUACUUCCAACUGAAUAUAUCCAUCUCUACAGCUCAUCCACAAGAAAAAACAAACAUGGACUGACCUUGCUAUUCACAGUGUUAAAGAAAGGAAUUCACAUCUCAGUGUUUGGAGAGUUACUGUGAAAACCUAACAAAAAAACAAACAAAUAAUAUUUCCUCUGCUUAGAACGUUGGACAUUUGGGAUACAAACAAAAAGUUUCACAAUAAAAACGAAAACAAUGCCGCAGACAACGGAGACAUUUGUACAGAUUUCACAUUAUAUUCAGAGGGCUGGGGUUACGUCUUCACUCGUAAUGUUUUCAUUAUGAUGAAAUGAUAUGAUUAAGUAAUGAAAAUCAAAUCAUUGAUUUUAACUGAAAAUACUUCAUUCUACCUCUCAGCCACUUAAAAAAAAAAAAGUAGAAAAAAUUGUCAGUGACCAUUAUUUGUUUUGUAAAAUGAAACUUUUGUCUUUGCAAGCAAGGGGCACAUCUUCUUACUUACAUUUUGUUGUCUCUCACCUAUUCUAUGGUACGCCAUUUAGACUUAAAUAUUGCUCAGUUGUUUACAAUGUGUGCUUGAUAAAAAAAGUAUGUUCAUCUUCCCCUCUGUCUCCGACGAGUCAAAGCAGACAUCUUACCUCUAAGGUAACCCUGUGAAGUAUGUUAUCUGUAAAACAAUAAAGAAAUACUUGUCAUCAAUUGGACAAGCUUGACAUCAUUCAUUAAGGCGGAGGAUAUAUCAGCUUAAAACUAAUUAUUUUACACGCCGUUGGUUUUGGUUCUGCAGCAUCUUGGUGGAGUGGCAAUCGCAAUGAGAAAAGGAGGAUUUUUUAUUUUUCACUUGAAUCCAUCAUUGUUUUCCACCGUCACCGCUGCAGUAGAGAAGUUUCUGACGAUGCCAAACUGCUGACGUAACCAAAACAAAACCGUCAAGAGAAGUUUGUCAACGUAAAGCCAGUUUGAAUAUAUCAUUUCCUCACAUCUUUACACCGUCAUCUCUUUAUCUUUUCAUUCAAAUCACCAUCUUCUUCAAUUUACCUUUGGUGCUACGAUCAAGUGAACAAUACCGUCCCACUGAGAGAAGUAUCACCUUCUGCACUGAAGACAGUCUGUCACGGACGUCUGUAACCGAGUUUGUGUUUCAGCCCAGGAAGUCAUUAUGUUGAGAGAGUUUUAACGCACUUGCUCGGUGGAUCCUCGCUCCUGAAUCUGCAGGGCAGGUCCGGAGAUGCUCAGAGCGUUGCAGCCACUGAUCAUCGCCGUGCAAGAAACAUCUGGACACACCUGUUCCGCUGCUCCGCUGAGGACACGCUGAUGAAAAGAUAAUGUUGUGUUUCACCUUUUUUUUUGUUGAACUGUGUCCUCUUCCUCGCGCUAAUUCACACAUGAAUCAGUAUAUUACUCUGCUGGUACUGCUUUAGUCGCCCGAGAACUGACGCCAAAACAAAUGUAGACACGUUGCUUGUCUCACUACUAUCAGGCUGAUUUUUUUUCAGUGUCAGACAUUUAUGAAGAUUGUAAAUGUUAACCAUUUAGCACUAAAGAAGGGGCGAGUCAUUAUGUGGGAUGAUGUGUUUUCUGACCAGUCUAACAUUGUUUAUAGACACUUUUUUAUGUUGUGUGGCCUACUUGUUUUUGUAUUCUGUUGUUUUUUUUUUAUUGUUAUGCUUAAUGUUGGCUAUUACUUUUUGCUUUCCUACUCUCGUGAAUUAGCUCAUGAACUUUCAACAUGUGUUUAUGUGCACCAUUGUGCUUGACUUGCUUUGUUGGAAAGGGUUUUCAACACAUUAAAAACGAUAUGUCAUACAGCGAGA
This is a messenger RNA of Hippoglossus stenolepis (Pacific halibut), 3634 nucleotides long. RefSeq names its product pre-B-cell leukemia homeobox 1a (gene pbx1a). NCBI's taxonomy places the organism in Eukaryota, Metazoa, Chordata, Actinopteri, Pleuronectiformes, Pleuronectidae. Gene Ontology annotation, cellular component: nucleus. Bases 563 to 1849 code for a protein of 428 amino acids. The record is from RefSeq and is a predicted model, not a curated record. Gene Ontology annotation, biological process: brain development; animal organ morphogenesis; neuron development. Gene Ontology annotation, molecular function: RNA polymerase II cis-regulatory region sequence-specific DNA binding; DNA-binding transcription factor activity, RNA polymerase II-specific. The transcript has 9 exons.